CUGGUGUCAAUCAGUCAUCAACAUUCGGUAGCAAUGGCAACACGCUGUAGCAGUAAGGCAGCUUUGCCUUUAUGGCAUCGUCUUUCUCGAAUUUUUCUGUGUUUAGCAGGGCUUAUUCUGUCUGUAUAUGCUCUCUACGUCGAACAUAUGAAAGAAAGAAAUGAUGGUUAUACUGCAAUGUGUGAUGUAAAUGAUGAAAUAAGCUGUUCAAAAGUAUUUACAUCGAAAUAUGGCAAGGGGUUUGGACUUGUAGGACCAAUUCUUGGUGAAGAUAGCCCACUCAACUUUCCAAACAGUAUAUUUGGAAUAGUUUUUUAUUUUCUACAGUUUACUUUAGGUCAGAUACACACUGUUGAUGCUGUUUGGGGUUUGAUCUUCCUGUCAGUGUGUUCAAUAUUUGGUUGCAUCUACUUAGCGUACAUCUUGAUGUUUGUUCUCCAAGAUGCUUGUAUAGUCUGUAUCUCCACAUACAUUGUCAACGCACUUCUUCUGGUGCUGAACGUUUUAAAACUUAAUGUCGUCAAAAGACUCUCUAUUAAAAAGCGAAAAUAAUGUGCAAUCAUUUGUUUGAAAAUACUUACAGUAUAUAUGCAUACAACCUGUACCUAAGGGGGGUGGGGGUUUGAGGAUCAUAUUCCAAAGAUUUAUUUUUUUAUUUUAUUUUGUAUUUAUUUCCUUCACAUCCAGCAGCAAGUACACUUGCCACUUAAGUGAUGGAAUGAUCCUUUCUAAACCAAGCCUAGGCCUAGGGAGUGGAGUCGUUUUUUGGUUUUGUGAAAGUCCUGUAACAAGAAUAGAAUCCAGGGCCCUUGGAUUAGAAGGCAAGCAUCUGAACCUCUAAGCUAUUCAACUCCACUCCACUACAUUUAAAACAUAUUUACAAGACAGGAUUGAGUUUCAGUCAAGAUUUAACGUCUUUUUUUUUUUAAGUAGUCUUGUGUAAGACGAUUAUCAUGUCCACUGGAAGUUAACUUGUUGAUGCAUAUACACAUACAGUAUACAAUAAAUCAAUUUUAAUAAUAAUGAUAUCAAAAAAUGUUUUGAUUUAAAAAAAAUUACCACAGUCAAUUGUAUUAUUUUCUAAUCUAUAUAAUGAUAAAUAAAUGUAUGUAAUUAUGUAAUUUAUAAGUUGCUUAUAAUAUAAUAACAUAUUUCUUUAGGCUGUUUUGUAAUGGUCUUUUUAAGUCUUCUUGGACAUGUGCCCACUGCCUAAAUGGACCUACCAAUUCUUGCCUGUAGCAAGUAAAAUUUAAGAUUUUAGUAAGGUUUUCGACCAUGUUGCCAUACUAAAGUAAUCUUCAAAACUGUAGCAACAACAGACGUCAAAUACAAUAGAACCACUAUUAAGUGGACACCUUUGGCACCAAUAAAUGUCCGCUUAAUAGGGGUGUCUUCUUAUUAGGGGUACACCUAUUUAGGGGAAACUAAAUCGUGAAAUUGUCUGUCAAUAUGGUUUGGGCACGUAAUCAUAUGGGGUGUCUUCUUAUCAGGGGUACACCUAUUCAGGGGAAACUAAAUCGUGAAAUUGUCUGUCAAUAUGGUUUGGGCACGUAAUCAUAUAGCAAUGGCACAGAUUCUUAAACACUGAAAUUUACCUCAGAAUGUCUAUAAUAUAAUUGAACUAAAUUGUAACAAAAUAUGAAAAUAAAUGAAAUUAUAACAACAAAA
This is a messenger RNA of Anneissia japonica, 1668 nucleotides long. RefSeq names its product vitamin K epoxide reductase complex subunit 1-like protein 1. The record is from RefSeq and is a predicted model, not a curated record. Gene Ontology annotation, biological process: peptidyl-glutamic acid carboxylation; vitamin K metabolic process. NCBI's taxonomy places the organism in Eukaryota, Metazoa, Echinodermata, Crinoidea, Comatulida, Comatulidae. The coding region runs from base 34 to 552 and encodes 172 amino acids. The transcript is spliced from 3 exons. Gene Ontology annotation, molecular function: vitamin-K-epoxide reductase (warfarin-sensitive) activity.